This is a messenger RNA of Colletotrichum phormii, 885 nucleotides long. RefSeq lists its product as uncharacterized. NCBI's taxonomy places the organism in Eukaryota, Fungi, Ascomycota, Sordariomycetes, Glomerellales, Glomerellaceae. The coding region runs from base 1 to 885 and encodes 294 amino acids. The transcript is spliced from 2 exons. The record is from RefSeq and is a predicted model, not a curated record.
AUGCGACCGGUACUACUCGUGCUGGCGUUCCUCUUCGCGCUCUUCGUCGCUCUAGUCCAGAUCCUCACUCUCACGGCCGGCACCUGGGUAGUUCGCGGCAGCAACGGAGCUCAACAUCUCGGCCUAUCGAGCCUCGCCAUUGUAAAGUUCGAGGGCAUCAUCCCAUCAGACACCAACCCAAACGCCUAUCUCGUAACAAUGCACCAAUUCGCCGCCUCCUUCGCCUACACCUACCCAUCCAAAUCCCUCGCAGGCACCCUCGACUCAUCCCCCCACCUCCCCUACGACCUCGGCGCCGUCGCCCACGCCCUCCGCCUCCCCGAAUCCGAAUGGGCAUGCUACCACUACGCCCAAGACGCCUGCGUCAACAACCCCUUCCUAAGCGCCUUCCGCAACUCGUGGCUCAUCCUGCCCACCGCGACAGUCAACAUCGCCCUAAUCUACGCGCUCGUGGUGGUAUCCUACCUCUUCAUCACGGAGCUGCUCAUCGCCGUACGGCCGAGCUGGCUGCGGUGCCAGUGCUACUUCUCCUGCAUCAAGCGCGUGUGUCCUUGUCCGCGCGGGACGAGGGCGGAGAUUGAGGCGCUACCGGCCGGGUUUUGGGAUCGGUAUCGUGGGUGGUGCUGGUUUAUGUUGCCGGCUGCUGCGUUUUUGCCGGCGUUUACGUUGAGGAUGAAUGGGAUGCUGCUGAAGGAGUAUGUUAAUCGGCCCAGGGGCCUGGAGGGAGAUGUGAAUGGGAGGUUCGGGACGGGAUUUGUGGUUUUGCAGGCGCUUUGUUUGGGGGCUUCGAUUGCGGGGGCUGGGUGUAUGGUGUUGAGGAGGCGGUUGGGGCGGAAGAGAAGUUGGAUGGAGGAGCAGGGUGUUGGGUUGAAGAGGGGGGCGUAA